Molecule: messenger RNA, 996 nt
Organism: Lottia gigantea (owl limpet)
Lineage: Eukaryota; Metazoa; Mollusca; Gastropoda; Lottiidae
Exons: 1
Coding region: 1-996 (331 amino acids)
Source: RefSeq, a predicted model, not a curated record
AUGGUGAGUGAUUUUACGCAACCUUCAUCCCACCAAUCUACUAUGCUUAAUCGGAAUAGCAAUCGAACUCAUGAAGAUUUAGAUACAAACCCGUCUUUACACUUUCCCGUAAUCUCGUCAAAUUUUUAUCACAGACUACCUAAACUAGAUUUACAGACAUUUUCUGGGGAUAUUUUAGCAUGGCAAACUUUCUUGGAUUCAUUCCAAACAACAGUACACACAAACCCGUCUCUCACGAAUGUCCAAAGAUUCAGCUAUUUAAAAUCUCAACUCAUGAAGCAUGAAGCAGAGCAGUGUAUCGCAGGACUAGCCCUAACAAGUGCCAACUAUGAACAAGCCAUUUUAUUAUUGAAAGAACGCUUCGGACAAAAACAGCAUAUUAUUAAUGCAUACAUGCAAAACUUAUUGGAAUUGCCCAACCCAUCAUUGUCGCCUGCAAGUUUAAGAAAUUUCUACGACAAAAUGGAAACAAGUAUACGGGGACUAGAGUCACUAGGUCAAUCUCAAGAUAGGUUUGGAUCACUACUUGUACCGAUAAUCUUUAAUAAACUUCCAACUGAAAUGCGCAAAACUCUGACUCGAGAACACGGUAAAAACAGCUUGGAUAUAAAGUCACUAAGAGAAGCCAUAGGCAAAGAAGCAUAUGUGCAAGAAGCGGGACAUUUUAAAAUGUCUGACACUUUCACACCUACUGCAUCAUUCCAUACAGGUGCCACAUCAAGGUUUCAGACUUACAAACAAAAAAACACAGGAAAUCAGAACAAACCUCGUAAGGUUAAAACAUGUAUUUUUUGUCAAGAAUCACAUUCUGCAGGAGAGCGCACAAAAGUAUCUACACAUGAAAAACGUUAUGCCGGCUUUGUUUUAAUUGCUUUGGAAGCCACAGAGUUUCAAAUUAUACGCCAAAAUAUACAUGUCGUAAAUGCAACAGAAAACAUCAUACUAGCUUAUGUAACCAAAAUCAUCUCACAGAUAACCAAACAAACACAGCCGUAA